CGAUGAUGUAGUUGAGAAUCAGUUCUCCGACUCUAAACCACCACCAAAUCAUGGCUGCCCCAAAGAAUGCCAACGGAAAGAACCCGAAUGCCAAGAAGGCCAGGCUAUAUAACAGCAGAACCAUCAAGACUCAGGUGAAUGACUCCAGUUUUGUGGACAAAGAACGUCUCAACAUUCCUGAUUUCCUCCAGUCUAGAACAUUUGAGAUCAAGUCGUUUGAAUUAUCCCAGUUGAAGACGAAGAAUGCUUCUGCAACCAGAGUGUUUCAAAGCUUGCCCCGUGUUCUUAGAAGAAGAGCUGCUUCCCAUAAUGUUAAGCGCAUCCCAAAGAGAUUGAGAAACCGAUCGUUGAAGGAGAUGAAGAACUCGCUCAAUGGUGUACCACCCAAGACAGAGCACUUGAGAGGGAGACAGUUAUAUCGGUUGAAUACAAGGAAGAAACUAUUGAAAUUGGGUGGGCGAUUGAAGUUGCUCAGAAGCUUACCAACAGACGAUUUCUACAACCAAAAAUUCAAUAUGAGGGAGAAGAUAAAGAAAUUAAAUGAAGAGAUCACGUCUAUCCAAGAGCAAGGGGGCAAUGGUAAAAAUACGGAGAACGUGAAAAAAUUAAACAAUGCUUGUGGAUCUUAUGAUAACACCGGAAUUAACGAAAUUGCUCCCAAACCUAGGGGAAAUAUUAAAUUUCAUAAACGUCAGCAUAAAUUCACCUGGUUGCCUACACACAUCUGGCAUUCCAAAAGGUUUCAUAUGACCAAGCAGUAUGGUUAUCAGAUCCCUUUGACUCCGACCCAAAAGUGUUUCAGAUUAAUGAACCGUCAAAAGAGAUCAGGAACCAUUCUCGUGGAAACCUCAUAUUUGAACUCAUUGGUUUUGGAAAUAAAAGACCAAGAAAAACUCAAGGAAGUUCUCUUGUCAUUGACUAAAUACGUCAAGAAAGUGCCCCAAUCUAUUGUUAAUGGAAAUAAAUCCUACCACGACUGGAUUGAAAUAAAAGGCAAAAAAAUCGGUAAGGGCUUGGUAUACGCUAGUCUUGAAACCUGCAAGAUCCUCAUACGAGUUCAGCCUUGUAUUUACAAAUCCUUAUUCACAGAAUUACAAGAAAUCAUAGGCAGAGAUGGCACAAUCUAUGAUUGUAGCUACUCGUUGGGGAGCGUGGAUCUUAUUGGGCCUACUGCUAUUAACAGCAUAAGUAAAGUUCUUCACCUCUUCAAGGAUACCAAUAAAGAGUUGGUACAGAGCUGGAGUGAGCUAUCAAGAACGAAUGAUUCAAAUGUUGUGCCUAUUGGGACGACCUUGUCUUUCGAUAUCAUGGAUCCAAGGAUCUGGAAACGACCCGUAAAUCUUCCAACCCCAGCUUCUGAGGGAAAUAGUUCUGAUUUUACCAAUGAUUUGAUCAUUAGAUUGAGCCAAUGGAACUCAAGUCUCAUCACCAAGUCUUCCAUUUUUAAUCUUCUUGAACCAUCUGGAAGACACGAUACUUACAAAGACCAAUUUUCAACAAAGGCAAUAAGUCAAAAGUUUUCACAAACAAAGGAUUCCAGUAAUAGCAUCGACCAGGCAUAUCAUGAAAACUCAAGAAUACCCCUUUUGAUAACCAAGGUCUCCAAGUACAAUUGGACAGUUAUUAUGCCAUGGUAUUGGGUAUUGCCCUUGUGGAUCAAGUUGAUAGGAGUGAGGAAUAUCAAGACAGGUGGAUUGAAACAAAUUCAGCAGGCUAACUUUGAGGAAGGAGUUCCAAAUUUUCCCCAGGAUUAUCCAUUUUUGAAGGAUGGCUGGAUAUUUAAUGAAUUGCUAGGUAAAAUCACGAAGGAGAAACAUGAUGCAAAACCGUUAAAUCUCCAGAAUAAGGCAGCACCUGAUCUCAGAGAAGACGAAAUGGUCAUCAGUCCCUUCAAUUGCGACUGGAAUGGCUUGAAAAAUAUAGUAUACCUCACGAAAUACUCAAAGAAAUCAGAAGAGGAACUUAAAACCACUGCUCCUAACUUUGCAACUUUUGAUGAAAAUCUUAAUAGAAUCGUCAAAUCGUACGAUGACAUUGUCCAGAUUGCCAAAACUUUCAAGGCCAGUCUGGAGGGUGUUUCCGUUGUUGAACUAUUCGAUAAGAACAAUCAGUCACAUGCUACCUUCAAUACCCUUGAAGUUUCCACCCUUAAAGAAGUGGUUCAAGGAAGGAUCCCUGUUGCUCAAGUGUCGAUUGAGUUAGUUAGUGGGGGUAAGAUCAAGGACGGGGCUAGAAUUUACACUAAGGAUCACAAAGAAGAAGUUUACCAGCCUUGGUCCUUCAUUCACUUGGUGGGAUAUGUCUCGAGUGGUGCUUUCAAUUUGAGCAAAGGAAAGGACUCAGGAGUAGGGGCAAUUAUUCCUAGUGGCAUAAGUGAUAACGACGAGGUUUUGGUGAGGAAUAUUGGUACUAGCAAGAUGUACACUGCUAAACUCCGUUUUGUGAAGGACUAAUUGAGAGUAUCUCACUUCUAAAUUGAUAUUGUUCACUUCUGUAAUUUAGUAAAUGGAAUAGAUAGAAUCGAUAUAAGUAAUGUAAUAGAUGUGCC
Messenger RNA from Suhomyces tanzawaensis NRRL Y-17324, 2548 nucleotides. RefSeq names its product ribonuclease P/MRP protein subunit. Bases 51 to 2453 code for a protein of 800 amino acids. The record is from RefSeq and is a predicted model, not a curated record. Gene Ontology annotation, cellular component: ribonuclease MRP complex; nucleolar ribonuclease P complex. Gene Ontology annotation, biological process: tRNA 5'-leader removal. NCBI's taxonomy places the organism in Eukaryota, Fungi, Ascomycota, Pichiomycetes, Serinales, Debaryomycetaceae. The transcript has a single exon.